Dibothriocephalus latus is the source of this 291-nucleotide messenger RNA. The record is from the annotation of a GenBank genome assembly. Lineage: Eukaryota; Metazoa; Platyhelminthes; Cestoda; Diphyllobothriidea; Diphyllobothriidae.
AUGCAGUCCUAUCCAGGGGAUUUCCACUGCUCCUCCUUCGGAUUGUCUCAUGCAUUUGAGAAGCACAUGCGAAAACGAUCAAUAGCGUGCACUAAACUAGCGCGCCGGUACGCCUUCGUUGCACAUGGCCAUCUCUACGACAGUGGACAGGACAAGGCUGGUAGUCUGUCAGACCUGAUUUGGAUCCGCGAGAGACUGAUUCGCGGUGGUCAGAUCAUCCAUGAAAUACCCUUGGUUGGACACAGAGUUGAAGCACACUUAGACACCUACAAAUUACGUGUGAAUCCCUAG